CGUGUAAUACUCUCGCGUUUUGAUGACCGCAGCUAAAGCAGACAGGACACAUACACUCAUUUCGAAAUAUUAAUCGCUUUUAUGCACCCUAAACGCUUACAAUCGCGAUUCUACAGGGAAGAAAUGUGGCCGUUUCCAAAAGGCGUUUGAAAUCGGACACCGCUGGCGUUGAGGGCCUCACUCCGCGCGCGGAAGGAUACGUUGUUGCGUCUGACAAUGUGGACGGAGGAGGUGAAGAUGUCUACGAGAAGAAUGAAAUCAUCUCCUCAGUUGUAACAGGGAAAAAGGGAGGAAGACGCCAGAUUAAGCGAGUAGAAUAGAUUUGUUUGCACACAGACUCGAGACACUGGAGCACACACGUGGAGGCGGACACUUGAAGAGCAAGCUUUCCGGGACAAAGAGGGGGCAGAAAGACGUUCCACGGCGCUCCAAUGCGUCUGGUGCGCUGAGCUCGAAAUUCUCCUCAACUUUUAUGUUUUCCCCCCUCGCCGCUGUUCGCUUUUUCUUCGCCGCUCUUGGAUAGCCGAUACCCGCGGAGGAGAGGGUUUGUUAGAGACGCAAGGUUAUGACCGAGCAGCAGCAAAGAAUGGCUGCAGUGGGAACUGACAAGGAACUCAGCGACCUCCUGGAUUUCAGCGCGAUGUUCGCGCCUCCCGUAGCGAACGGCAAGAACCGAACAAUGACCCUCGCCAGCAGCCAGUUCAGCGGCUCGGCACUAGAUGAGCGCAGCAGCUCUGGAUCCUGGGGUUCGGCGGAACAGAACAGUCCUUCUUUCAGCCAAGCACGGGGCUACGCAGAAGGAUCCCACUACAGUGAACAUGAAGGCUUGGCCUCUCCUUUUAUAAGUUCGGGGAUUGCAGGUAAAAAUGAGCGGCCUUCAUACUCUCCCUUUCCAAACCAGCCUGGUUUCCUUCCAAGUGAAAUUGCAAUGCCAAGCCCAGAUGCCAUGUCCCCCUCUGGCCUGAAAUCAGGCUCCCAGUUUUACCAAUCCUACCCAAACAAUCCGCGGAGGAGGCCGCCUGAUGGAGGCUUGGACUCUCAGCCAAAGAAGAUUCGGAAACCCCCUGGCCUUCCUUCGUCGGUGUAUGCGUCCACAUCCGGUGAUGAAUACACACGAGACAACGGAGGUUAUCCGAGCGGUAAACCCGGUGCAGUCUACCCGGGCUCUUUCUACAUGCAAGAAGACCUUUGGUCAUCUACUGGCUACUCGGCCAUGCUGGGCAACUCACCUCACAUUGGCCCAGCAGGUUCCUUCUCAUCACUGAACUCGCAAGACAGGAUGAAUUAUCCGCUGCACGGCAGCGAAGUCAAUGGCUUCCAUCCCGCCCCCACCACCUACAACCACACGCCCGCCAUCAACGGAGAACCCAUCAUGGCAGGCACCCGAGCCACCACGGCAGGCAGUUCUGGGGAUGAAAUCGGAAAGGCUCUCGCCUCGAUUUAUCCGUCAGACCACAAUAGUAAUAACUUCCCCUCAGCUCCGUCUACUCCAGGGUCUCCUCAGGCUAUUGCAGGAACUCAGUCCCAGUGGCAAAGACCCACCACACCCAACUUUGAAGGGCAGCCACAUGUACUGCAAAGUAAAAUGGAGGACCGUUUGGAGGAGGCAAUCCAUGUGCUCCGGAACCAUGCUGUAGGCCAAGGCCCCGGCUUAGAUGGUGCCCACCCCGACAUCCACAGCCUUCUGUCGGCAGUACACAACGGGGGACUUGGAUCCCUCUCUCCAGCUUUCCCAAAUGCCAGCCUCGCUCUCAGCAACAGACAUCCUGCGAUGGGAGGGAAACAUGAGGAGCCCACUGGCCUCCCACCCAGCAGCACACUUCUGCACGGUCAUCACGCGUCCGGGUCCACACCGUCAGUUGGCCAGCCGGAAGGCUUCAGCGGUCUUCCCGGUGGGCUCGCACGCUCCACGCACUCCUCCAGCAGCUCGGACAUCAAAAGAGAGGAUAAGGAGGACGAUGAAAACUCGUCCUCCGCGGACAAAUCAGACGACGAAAAGAAGGAGUCCAAAGCAGCACGCAGUCGAACAAGAAAGGAGGCGUUGACCCUCCAGAUGCUCUCUAGCCUUUCAGACCCGAAAGAUGAUGUGGACAACGAAGAAGACGACGAGGACCUCCCGCCCGAGGUGAAGAUGGAGCGCGAGCGGGAACGGCGAGUGGCCAACAAUGCCCGCGAGCGCCUGCGAGUACGGGACAUCAACGAGGCCUUCAAGGAGCUCGGCAGGAUGUGCCAGCUGCAUCUCAGCCACGACAAACCUCAGACCAAACUUCUCAUCCUGCAUCAAGCCGUCAACGUCAUACUCAAUUUAGAACAACAAGUCAGAGAGCGCAACCUUAACCCCAAGGCAGCAUGUUUAAAGCGCCGUGAGGAGGAAAAGGUGUCCGGGGUGGUGGGUGAUGCGCCCAUGCAGCUCUCAGGAGGCCACCCAAGUAUUGGAGGAGAUGGCCACAAUCCAGUUGGUCACAUGUAACACCAGAUGUGGUAGUGUUUCCUUGGCUCUCAGAGGAUGUGGCCUUAACAGAUUUCUUCCACCUGUUAACUCUCAGUGGGUGUGUGUGUGCGCGUAUGUGGACAUGUCUGUGUAUUGUCCGUUCAAGUUUCAAGAUGCGCACACGCACACAUACACACACAUGCAAACUGCCAAAAUGGACACAGCCUGUUUGUCGCACUCCCAACCAUGACUACAAGCUCAAAUGUGAAGAACUUUUUUUUUUUUUGCUUUUAUAUAGUAUAUAUAUAAUUAUAUAUAUAUAUAUCUGUACAAAAACGUUGACUUUUUGGUUUCCUCAAUACGAUUUAACGCCAGAACCUUUUUUUUCUUUUUUGUCCUGCCACAAUUUGGGACUUUUGACACACUGCCGAGAGUUGCUCUGGUGAACGGGAAAAAGGAAGAAGAAACACAAAUUGAAUCAUGGAUUUGUGCCUCAAUGUUACACCAUGUUUUCUAUUUGACAUUUAAGCAAAUUGCUUUACAUGUGAGGAACAUUUAUUGUGAGGGAUUGCUUAUGUGUAUGAGCAAUUAUUUUUUAAUGUAUGUCAUUCCCAGUGUGAUGGUACAGUCUUACAUAUGUUAUGUAACCAAGCCCAUAUUUGAAUUUUUUUUUUUUUUUUUUUAAUCAGCAAUUGUUUGAGGAGGCCAUGAAAUCCAAGGUGGCCAUUUCUGGACAAUUCACAUGCAGCAUUCUUGAGGGAGAACCGCUCGUAUCCUAGAGAGCAUCUGGACACCCUGGAAUUAAGGACUCUUGAUUCUGGGAAGCAUAUGAAUUGUCACCACUUAACAGUUCUUCCUCUUUUCAUUUCUCCUUUUUUUUGGACAACAAAUUGAACUGUUAAAGCUGUUGUCGUGACUUCAGGUGUCUCUACUGCUUUGCCACUAAAGCGCACACAAACAAGACAAAGCACAGUUGUGUAAAGUGUCCAGUUGGGUGGAAAGACAAAAGAAGCCAUUUUAGGUGCUCACGGAGAGGAGGGCGCAUCUUUGAAAUGGCUCACCGACAAUACCAGCGAGUUUGAGGACUGCCCCACCCCUAAAUUGACACUCUGGAAGAAAAAAAAGAAAAAUCUGUUUUGUUUUUUUUCUAUGGAGGAAAGACAACCUUUUUGGCGUCACUGAGGCUUUCUUUUCCGGAAAUGAGCAUUCCCACUGAAUAAGCACCCCUCGCCCUCCUCCUCCGCCCCCUAGAGAGAAGUGUGACGCUUACAUUCACUCCGUACGUUACUCUUGAUGCGUUUCAUUUUUCAAAAAUCUAAAUAUAUAUAAAAAUAUAUAUUUUUUGUUAGCCUAUACAUUGUAGAUUUUUUUACGUAAAUGGCAAUAUUAGUUUGAAGUUUAGAGUGUAUUGUAGAUGAAUUUACAAGGGGAUGUUGGACACAAAUUGAAACAGGGCGGCAGAGGGAAGGCUGUUAGUUUUUAAUUCACGUUUGAGUUGAAGAAGGCUACUCGGAUGAAUUUUCUUUACCUUUUCGGGGGGGGGGGGUCACUGAGGAUAAACGUAGAGUCGGUGUGGGUGAACAGUAAAUAUGCAACUGGUUCUUUGAAUGUAGCCACCAUACUUAAUGUGGAUCGCCUUCAUUUGUCAGUGGAUUUUGUUUUUCAUUUCACCCUUCUCCCGCCCACUGAAAAACAUGUCAUGGAGGCAGAUGUCAGCCAUUUUGGCGUGAGAUGAUGGCUAACAAGGAGAACAAAUCAGUGUUAUUGUGAUGUUAUUCCCAUGUCAUGUUGUCAAAGUGUCCUACCAUAUGUAAUCACAGAUGGCGGGUAGAGUGUUUUGUUAGGUUUUUUUUGUUUUGUGUUUUGUUUUUUGUACAAGAUGAAGAAAAAGAAGACCUAUACAAAUUAACAGUGUGGCCUUUUCAUCCUCAAGACUUAACGAUGUCAUAAAGGGAGAGUGAUACCUUAUCAGUGCCUGAACUUGUAUUUUUCAUUUACGUUUGUCAACCAUAUCAUUUCAUUUAUCAUGGAGAUUAAAAGAGGUACUUGUUCAUUCCCCCACCCUCCCUUCUCCUAAAUGCUUUUUUCAAUUUUUCAGGAAGAAGUUUAAAGUUAUGUUUUUUUUUUCUUUCACUGUAUCUAGUUGAAAUAAAAUAAAGUAAAUGUUACGUAUAUCUUGUUUUAUUGAUUUUGUUUUCUAACUGGAUUCAACUCAUCCAAACUGCUGUUUCAUGGGUCCAAGUAUUUGACCAGGCAUCAACUUUUGGCGUGUGACACACAUUAACAUGCUUUUCAACAUAAGGAGUUUUUUAAAGUAGAUAUGGAGAAGCUUUCUGCAUUUUCUGUACCUUUGUGCUGACUUUCCAUGAUCAAUGCUGUUUAAACCUCUUUGUGGUGUGGGAGGUGGUUUUUUUGUUUUUAAGUAAGGUGUUACUUAUUUCAUUUAUUUUCUUGAGCAUUAUUAAAAGACAUUCAUAAGUGACGUGUGGAGGGAGGACAUGACACACUCCAGCAGGCCCCACAGACCCUCAGAGUGCCUCUCUUGAAAUAUAUAUAAAUAUAGUUGAGAACUGUUUUGUAUAUAACAGUAAUGUAGCAAUAAAUGUUCCAAUUUUAAUAUCAGAUUA
Molecule: messenger RNA, 5058 nt
Organism: Syngnathus typhle (broad-nosed pipefish)
Lineage: Eukaryota; Metazoa; Chordata; Actinopteri; Syngnathiformes; Syngnathidae
Gene: tcf3b
Product: transcription factor 3b
Exons: 21
Coding region: 566-2470 (634 amino acids)
Biological process (GO): regulation of transcription by RNA polymerase II
Cellular component (GO): transcription regulator complex
Molecular function (GO): RNA polymerase II cis-regulatory region sequence-specific DNA binding; protein dimerization activity; DNA-binding transcription factor activity, RNA polymerase II-specific
Source: RefSeq, a predicted model, not a curated record